UGUGAUGUAAAGAUGUAGUAAUAAUAUAGGUGUUAAAUGCUUAUGAGGUUCCAAUAGUAUAUAAUGUGAUAUAUAUAAUAUAGUAAGAUAAUCGAAUGUUUGAUAAAAUCAGUUGGGGUGGCAGAGGUGGUACCCCGGAAUAGCAGCAAUGCAUUGUUUGUUUAGCCCUGUUGUUUUUUCUUGAUUCUCCCAUUUCUUUUGUUUCUUUCUACUCUGUCCAAACUGUCUGAAAUCUGUUUCCUCUCUGUCUCAUUAAAUCGUGAAAUCUGCAUCUAAUCUCUUCUUACCAGAACCAUUGAGGUUGAUUUGAUCCCUCUUUUCUCAUCGGAUAAUAUGUUUCUUUUGCCUAUCUUCCAUCUUCUUUGAUCUGCUCUUCAAAUGGUUCUGAUUUGACCACACACUUCUGUGGGACGAAAAGAUAAGGGGAAGGAUCGCAUUCCUGAAGUGGGUUUCCAGACAUUUAAGUGGAGACAAUGCUGAUGUACUAGAUGAAGCUUCUAAUCUGCUGUCUGGAAAGUCAAGGGCUGUUCAAUAAUGUGGUACAAUGUUAUGAGCCACAAUUUUCUGGAUGGGAAAUCAUCUAAGAUCUUCUACAUUAGAUUCAUGAACUGGGAUUCACGGAGAAAUUAUUCGUGCCGAGUGUUUUAAUACAUGACUUUUGUUUUCACUUCAAAUUACACAUUGGACAGAAAAGGAUUUCUCUUCCCAAUUCUAAAGGGAGAUUCCUUUGUGAGAUUGAAUAAAGACUAGCAUUAGACAACUUGAACAUAUUGGAUAUUCAACAGUUCAUCAUAUUGUUCUGGCUAAGGUGCCGUUAGCUGGAAUAGAAAACAUUUUUAACUGCACCAGUUGCUAAUAGGGAAGCUGCUCUUUAGGGUGGAGUAGCACUAAAUUGGCUCGUUUUCAUCUUUUACAUCCACAAACAUUAUCCUAAAUUCCUGCCUUCAUUUUUAUUCUCAUAUACCUUACCUACCUUGCAAGCCUCCUCCGAGGCCUUUAUCCUCGCAUAUCUACCAGUGGUGUUUAGCUUUCACGAGUAUAUAUACAUCAGCAAAAUAUGAUGAUGUAUUUGUGACACUGAAAGAGUGAAAGAUGGCCUUCCAAACAGAGGAGGAACAAACUGAAGAUUACCUUUUCAAGAUUGUUAUGAUUGGUGAUGCUGCUGUUGGUAAAUCCAACUUGCUUGCUAGAUUUGCUAGAGACGAGUUUUACCCUAAUUCAAAAUCUACUAUAGGAGUAGAAUUUCAAACGCAGAAGAUGGAAAUCAGUGGUAAGGAAGUUAAGGCUCAGAUCUGGGACACAGCUGGUCAGGAGCGGUUUAGGGCCGUUACGUCUGCAUAUUAUAGAGGUGCAGUCGGCGCUCUUCUGGUCUAUGACAUAAGCCGGCGCCAGACCUUUGAAGGCACUGGCAGAUGGCUGAAUGAGCUUCAGACUCAUUCAGACAUGAAUGUAGUAACGAUAUUGGUAGGCAACAAGUCUGAUCUCAAAGAUGCACGGGAGGUGACAACUGCAGAAGGCAAGGCCUUGGCAGAGGCACAGGGUCUGUUUUUCAUUGAAACUUCAGCUCUAGAUUCGUCCAACGUUUCUGCUGCGUUUCAGACAGUGGUGAAAGAGAUCUACAACAUUUUAAGCAGGAAAGUUAUGCAAUCUCAAGAACUCACGGUUGAGAACCCUCCUGACCUUAAUGGGAAAACGGUAGUUUUACAGGCUGACGAGAACCCUAAAACAGAUGAACAGAGUGCAAAAGGUGGGUGCUGUUGAUCAUGAUUGGCUCCCUAUGGAAUGCCUUGUCUUGAUUUUGAUUUCUGAAAUCUAUUUUCCCAUAUAAUGUUCGGAAAGUGAUUCCAUUUACUGUAAUGUUACAAAACUGUAGCUUUUGCAUAUUUCUUUAGUUUCUUGGAAUAUAAAGAAUCUGUAUUUUCUGUA
Messenger RNA from Sesamum indicum (sesame), 1926 nucleotides. Its product is annotated as ras-related protein RABA5a. Lineage: Eukaryota; Viridiplantae; Streptophyta; Magnoliopsida; Lamiales; Pedaliaceae. The record is from RefSeq and is a predicted model, not a curated record. Gene Ontology annotation, molecular function: GTP binding; GTPase activity.